Molecule: messenger RNA, 2927 nt
Organism: Saccostrea echinata
Lineage: Eukaryota; Metazoa; Mollusca; Bivalvia; Ostreida; Ostreidae
Product: G-protein coupled receptor 161-like
Exons: 2
Coding region: 584-1858 (424 amino acids)
Biological process (GO): G protein-coupled receptor signaling pathway
Cellular component (GO): membrane
Molecular function (GO): G protein-coupled receptor activity
Source: RefSeq, a predicted model, not a curated record
CAACUUAGACCUUCCAUUUAAAUGCAAAAAUGUCCAAGUGCAUUUCUUUUUAAAUCGAAAUAUUCUAAUUUUAGUAACAGAUGAGUCAAUUUAGGCAUCCGUUGCCUUGAAUAGAAGGAAAAGAAUGAAGGAAAGGCUAAAUAUAGAUCGCUACAAAACAAAAACGGAGUGCCAGAUUUGAUGGUAUACGGAUAAGUAAAUUCCCUGCCACUCCAAUGAAAGAUAUAUUAGACACUACUGAUGUUUUAAAUGGAAAAAUUGGAAGAGUUUUCACACGACCUGACUGUGUACUAACAUCAGGAUGAGACAGCAGCCUAAUCAUCAGCAAUCGUAUAAACAGUAAUAAUCAAAAUGAACAUUGCGAAAUGAAAGACAAAGAAAACUUUUAUUAGGCAAGGUGUUGGAUAACGCAAAAGGGCAUUGGGCCGAACGCGCUUUGGAAUAACUAGGAUCCAAUGAUUGUUAUGAACGUCUCCCAGGCGAGUAGCGAUCUGUAGAUUUAUUGGAAAACUAAUCCGCAGUAGAAAGGACCGUACCAUGGUUCUGUAGACAGCAGUCAAACGGUGGACGAGGAGAGCGAAACAUGGCAGUUGCAGAAGCUAAUUCUUCGUUCAGUAAACAGGACAAUGACACAAAGUUUUCUAGAGAUUCCAUGGAAAUAUUUAAAAUUGCAUCAACUGCCACAUUUCUAUUUUUCAUUUUUGUCGCUAGUGUUGCGGGGAAUUUAUUAGUAUUUUUAGUAUUUUACAAACGCCCAGCGUUAUUAACGAUAUCGAAUCGAUUUAUACUGAAUUUGUCAAUUUGUAGUUCCCUGAACACUAUUUUUGUAAUGCCGUUUAUGUUUGGUGCUUUAAUCGCUGAGGACUGGAUAUUUGGAACUAUUUGGUGCAAAGUUACUGGAUUUUUAAUGAAUGCUAUCUUUGCUGCCAGUACAUUGACCCUUGUAGCUAUAUCACUGGACAGAUAUUGUGCUGUUGUCACUCCGCUGCACUAUCAAAUGAGAAUAACCAAACGUAGAUCCGCUUUGAUAAUAGCAGCCGUUUGGAUUCUUGCUGUUUUGGUUUCGCUGCCACCACUGUUUGGAUGGAAUCACUACCGUUAUCAGAAAGAUAAAGGUACAUGCACAGUGUUAUGGUCAAGCAGAAUUAAAGAUGAAAGGUAUUACACAUUUUCCUUAGUAAUAUUGACUUUUAUUCUGCCACUUUGUAUUAUUUUGUGGGCAUAUCAUGUCAUCUUCAAGGCUGCGCAAAACAACAGCGAGCGAACAAGACGGAAUAGUGUCAUUCCUAAUAACCAGGUAGACGAACCUUGUUCCACCCAAACACCGCUUAGGUGUGAGCGGAGAAGAAGCAGCACGGCACCCAUUCUUCACCGCCGGCUUAGUACCAGUGGUGGUCGGAUUGGUGGCUCACUAUUGUGGCACCGCGAUGAGUGGAAAACAGCUCUCGCAAGUUUGUUGGUAGUGUCCACCUUCAUUGUGUGUUGGCUGCCCUAUUUUAUCAUCAUUAUUCUUGAAGCAAGUGUGCAUAAUUCGCAAGAUAUUCCACCAGUUAUAGAAACAAUAUCUAUUCUUUUAGCUAUGAUGAGUUUUGCCUGUAACCCAUUAGUGUAUGUUUUCAGAAGCAAACUAGCUAGACAAGAAGUCAAGAUUAUAAUGAAAAUACAAAGUCGAGAAAGUAUAAAUAUGUCUUUGUCAAGAAGAGGGAGCGAAUCAGUAUUUACCAGAGAAGGCAUUGUACACCAAAGUAGCAUUGAAUCUGACAUAGUGCCAUUCGAGAAACCUCUGCAUUCAUCAUCGACAUCAACAACUUUGACCUCACUGGUACACAACCCAAAUGCUGUGUCUCAGCGGUCCUGACAAAGGCGCCCUCUGGUGUCCCAGACCUCAAUCUGACAUUUGAUGAAACCUCUUCAGUGUUGUGUAAAGGAAAGCAUUCCAUGUGAUUCUUCCAAAACACUUAAUUGUUGAUUGUUAUCAAUUUUAUAAUUUGUUUCUUUACCCAGGUUUGGUGUUGUAUUUCACGUCUUUUGAUUUAAACAUGUAAGUACUUUUAUUUGUGCCGAGAAACUGUGUGGCAAGUAAUCAAAACAUCGAUGUAUUUUGACAUGAGUAUUUAAUACCUCAGAAAAUCAGAUGACCUAUUAGUAUCUGAUACUGUUUUUAUGAUUUUUAUACUAAAAUCACUGAGAUUCCAUAUUUCUGUCAUUGAAAUCCAAGCUUCAUUGUUUUCUUCAUAGUUGUACAUCGUAUUUAUAAAUCACCAACCUAUAAAUGUUCAUUUAACAUAUUUUUAUGACAAUUUUAUAUACUUUUUUUAUUUAGAAAAAUUACCGCUUUUAAAAUAUACACAAACAAAAUGUAAUAGCGACAGACAUCGCCAUGGCGUGAAGUAAACUUACUAAACGAUCCAAACAUCGCGUUGUUUAUUAACUUUUAUCUUAUUUAUUUAUUUAUUUAUUUAUUUAUUUAUUUUUUGGCAACUCAAAAUAGCAAGUAAUUUGAUUUCAUAUAUUUAACUGAUAAAUCUAAGUCAAAUUUUAUGUCUGUUGUUGAGCCCUGUGUUUGGAAGGGUUUCUUUAUAUCUCUAUCGUGUUGUUGAGUGUUGUCAAUAUUGAAAUACUUUAUGCCAGUAUAAAUCCCUUAAAUUGUUAUUAAAUAUCAAAUUAUGAAUCUUAUUAUAAGUUAUAUCCAUACUUUUUUGUUGUAAUUUUCAUCUUAUAUUUUCUUGCCAUUUAAUGGUUUCAUCAUUGUUAAAUAUUGUGAACUAUUUUGGUUAUUCAGAUGUUCUUGAUAAUAUAAGAAAAUUAUGCGGCUGAUUUCUACCAAUAUGAUUUUUGUAAAGUUUAAAUUGCAUUUUUUUUUUCUUUUUGAGCGAACGUCACAUUUAAUGUAAUUACAUGUAUUUAUUUUUUAUACAUUGUUUGUG